Molecule: messenger RNA, 946 nt
Organism: Dufourea novaeangliae
Lineage: Eukaryota; Metazoa; Arthropoda; Insecta; Hymenoptera; Halictidae
Gene: TBC1d7
Product: TBC1 domain family member 7
Exons: 5
Coding region: 44-946 (300 amino acids)
Biological process (GO): negative regulation of TOR signaling; activation of GTPase activity
Molecular function (GO): GTPase activator activity
Source: RefSeq, a predicted model, not a curated record
AUAAAAAAACAUAUAAAUUACAAUAACAACUUAAUAAAAAACAAUGGCUGACGAACGAAAUUUUCGUUCCUCUUAUUACGAAAAGGUGGGAUUCCGUAGUGUUGAGGAGAAAAGAUCUCUGGAAAUAUUACUCAAAGAACGUCCCUUUGAUAAAGCGAAAUUGAAACAGUUUUGUUUACGAUUUACAGUACCCACCAUAUACAGAAAUUUCUUAUGGAAAAUAUUGCUGGAUGUAAUACCAGUCUAUGUAGACAGUCAUGAGUUUAUAAUAAAUCAAAGAAAGGCUGAAUUCCAGGAUCUGCAGAAAGCACUAAAAGUUACCAAAAUAUUAGAUGAUUACACGAAGCCUCAUUUAAUGUUUCUUACUAUGUGGUUGUUGCGUACUAGGAGAGCAAAGCUUGAUAUGAGUGCUCAAUUAGAGAUUCCUCUACAUAGAUCUAUGAGCAGAAUGGCUGAAACAUUGUGGCACAUUAUAGAUAUUGAUUCCUAUGAAGAAAAGCUUGUAGACACAUAUUGGAUACUAUGCGGCCUCUUAGACCAAGUACAAAGGCUUCAUAAGGAAGUCAGUAGGUUACAGGAAUGCACUUGUACUUUAUUAGAAAGGGAAGAUCCUGAAUUGUAUAAGCAUCUUGUUAAAAUUCAAGCUCUUUACAACAUUCCAUACGAUGUUUGGUUCUGUUCAUGUUUUGCAGGAACCGUAUCUGAUGGUUCUAUAGCAAAAAUUUGGGAUAAGAUAGCUGUGGGUGCAUACAGAAUUUUAAUUUUUGUAACUGCAGUUACAUUAACAACUUUAAGACGGCUCUUAUUGAGAUGUGAAAACAUAGAUGCUGUAUUGGACACCAUUAGCAAUAUAACAGAAGAGACUUCAGAAGUGAUUGUUAACAAAGCAAUUGAGUCUUGGCAGCAAAGUGGCUCAACAUUAACGACUAUUUUGCAAACCGUUUAA